AACUUAAUUGGCUUUUUUAUAAAUUAUAAUUUAAGGUAAAUUAAGGAAAGCUAAUGGUUCGAAGAAAAAGGGUGUAAUAUAAAGUCAAAGUCAAAGGAAGUCAAGAAGUGGGCAGUCGCAUUAGGGCAUCUCGUUCUUCCUUGGACCCACCGCCGUCGCCGGUCGCCAUUUAUUCUUCAACGCGUGAAUGUAAGCUUCUCCGAUCCCACAUUCUUUCUCCUUCCUAUAAAAUUAAAUUAAUCUUCUUCUCUUCGCCCAUUACCAAUUAUUUCACUUCUCAAUUUUUCUAACCACUUUUCUUCUUUCUCAAAUCCUCAAUUUCAGUCUUAGAAUGGGUUUCAAGGGAUUUGUCGAAGGAGGAAUCGCUUCCAUUGUUGCCGGUUGCUCUACUCACCCACUUGAUCUUAUCAAAGUUCGGAUGCAAUUAGACGGCGAGAAACCGCCACUUCCAAAUCUCCGCCCUGCCCUAGCUUUCAAUGCUUCUCGUUCCGUUGUUGCACAGGAAUCUUUUCACAUCCCGCCGCCCCAACCUCCGCGUGUCGGACCCAUCUCGGUCGGCGUGCGGAUUGUCCAGUCCGAAGGCGUUGCUGCUCUGUUUUCCGGUGUCUCUGCAACUGUUCUCCGGCAAACUCUUUACUCCACCACUCGGAUGGGUCUUUACGAUAUCCUCAAGACUAAAUGGUCCGAUCCAGAUUCCGGAAGUAUGCCUCUAACCCGGAAAAUCACUGCGGGGUUAAUUGCUGGCGGGAUUGGCGCGGCGGUCGGGAACCCGGCCGACGUCGCAAUGGUGAGAAUGCAGGCCGAUGGACGGCUUCCGGUGGCUCAGCGGCGGAAUUACGCAGGCGUGGUGGACGCGAUCACGAGAAUGUCGAAGCAGGAGGGUAUUACUAGUCUGUGGCGUGGGUCGGCGCUUACGGUGAACCGGGCAAUGAUCGUGACGGCGGCGCAGUUGGCGUCGUACGAUCAGAUAAAAGAGACGAUAUUGGAAAAGGGAGUGAUGAAGGACGGACUGGGGACCCACGUGACGGCGAGUUUCGCGGCGGGGUUUGUGGCGGCGGUGGCGUCGAAUCCGGUGGAUGUGAUAAAGACGAGAGUUAUGAAUAUGAAGGUGGAGGCAGGGGCGAUGGCGCCGUACAGUGGGGCGUUGGACUGUGCAAUGAAGACGGUGAAGGCGGAAGGGCCGAUGGCUCUUUACAAAGGAUUUAUUCCGACGAUUUCACGGCAAGGGCCUUUCACGGUGGUCUUGUUUGUCACCCUUGAACAAGUCAGGAAAAUUUUCAACCAAUUUUGAUUUGACAAUGACCCGAAUUAUGGGUAUUUUAUAUUAUAAACUGUUCCCAAAUUCUUUAUAUUCAAUUAUAAUUAAUACAUUUCAGAUACACUUUUACAUUUA
Cucumis melo (muskmelon) is the source of this 1393-nucleotide messenger RNA. RefSeq names its product mitochondrial uncoupling protein 5-like. Bases 332 to 1291 code for a protein of 319 amino acids. Gene Ontology annotation, biological process: malate transmembrane transport; succinate transmembrane transport; thiosulfate transport. The record is from RefSeq and is a predicted model, not a curated record. Gene Ontology annotation, molecular function: antiporter activity; succinate transmembrane transporter activity; malate transmembrane transporter activity. The transcript has a single exon. NCBI's taxonomy places the organism in Eukaryota, Viridiplantae, Streptophyta, Magnoliopsida, Cucurbitales, Cucurbitaceae.